UCCAAGUCCAAUCCACGACCAUGGCGACCAAGCAGAGCCUCCUCGCUGCCUCCGCCGCGUGCAUCUCCCUCCUCCUCCUCCUCACGUUGGCAUCCUCCCUCACCGCCUUCGAAUUCUGCGAUAAGGGCAAGGACUACCCGGUGAGGGUGAGCGGCGUAAAGAUGGUGCCGGAUCUAGUCAUCGGCGGCGAGCCAAACUUCUUCACCAUCUACGCUUCCACCAAUAAAACCAUCACUCAGGGGAAGCUGGUUAGUGCUAUUACGUGUGGGUCCUUCCAUGUUCACUCUGAAGCGGAAGACAUCUGUACACUGACCUCCUGCCCCGCAACUGCUGACUUCGAGGUUACUCACCAGCUAGACAUGCCAUCAACCGACCCAAAUGGUGCUUACGCCAUUCGAAUGGAGAUGUUUGGGGAGAAGGAUGAGGAACUGAGCUGCAUAUCCUUGGGGUAUAACCUCACCGGUGGCCUUGGCCUUGAGCUCAACAUCACAAACCUCUUUAUUGCUUAGCUUAGCGGAAAAAUGUACUCUCUACACGCUGCAACAAUUUGUGUGCGACUACAACGUUGUUUCAAUGGUCGCUGUUGAGAAAAUUCUGAUUUAUAUAAUGGUUUACCGUUGAUUUAAAUAAAU
This is a messenger RNA of Triticum dicoccoides, 632 nucleotides long. Its product is annotated as MD-2-related lipid-recognition protein ROSY1-like. Gene Ontology annotation, molecular function: sterol binding. Lineage: Eukaryota; Viridiplantae; Streptophyta; Magnoliopsida; Poales; Poaceae. Gene Ontology annotation, biological process: sterol transport. The coding region runs from base 21 to 509 and encodes 162 amino acids. The record is from RefSeq and is a predicted model, not a curated record. The transcript is spliced from 4 exons.